This is a messenger RNA of Raphanus sativus (radish), 1867 nucleotides long. Its product is annotated as jasmonoyl--L-amino acid synthetase JAR1. Gene Ontology annotation, molecular function: acid-amino acid ligase activity. NCBI's taxonomy places the organism in Eukaryota, Viridiplantae, Streptophyta, Magnoliopsida, Brassicales, Brassicaceae. Gene Ontology annotation, cellular component: cytoplasm. The record is from RefSeq and is a predicted model, not a curated record.
AUGUUGGAGAAGGUUGAGACUUUUAACAUGAACAGAGUAAUAGAAGACUUUGAGGAAAUGAGCAGAAACGCCGCUCAAGUCCAAAAACAAACCUUAAAAGACAUUAUCCACAAGAACCAGUCCGCCAUCUACUUACGAAACUUCGGGAUCAGUGGAAACACGACGGACCCUGAAGCUUUCAAAGCACUGGUUCCAUUAGUCACUGACUUUGAGUUAGAACCUUACAUCCAAAGAAUGGUUGAUGGUGACACGUCACCUAUCCUCACUGGCCGUCCCGUUCCAGCCAUUUCGUUAAGCUCUGGAACUAGUCAAGGCCGUCCAAAGUUUGUUCCUUUCACUGAUGAGUUAAUGGAGAACACAUUACAACUCUUUCGCACUGCUUUUGCCUUCAGGAACCGAGAGUUCCCAAUAGAUGAUAACGGAAGAGCUUUGCAGUUUAUCUUCAGCAGCAAGCAAUACACAUCAUCAGGAGGUGUCCCUGUUGGAACAGCAACCACAAACGUUUACCGCAACCCUAACUUCAAAGCAGGGAUGAGAUCAAUACAAUCCCUCUGUUGUAGUCCAGACGAAGUUAUCUUCAGCCCUGAUGUCCAUCAAGCAUUGUACUGCCAUCUCUUAUCAGGAAUCCUCUUCAGAGACCAAGUCCAAUACGUCUUUGCCUCCUUCGCUCACAGUCUUGUCCACGCCUUUAGAACCUUCGAACAGGUUUGGGAAGAGAUCGUUACCGAUGUAGAACGAGGUGUUUUAACCAACCGUAUCACCGUCCCAUCGGUACGUACCGCUAUGUCAAAGCUCCUCACACCUCCUAACCCUAAGCUAGCGGAGACGAUCAGAAGAGAGUGCUUGAAAUUGAGCAACUGGUACGGGUUGAUUCCCGCCCUUUUCCCGAACGCGAAGUAUGUUUAUGGGAUCAUGACUGGCUCCAUGGAGCCGUACGUGAAGAAGCUGAGACAUUACGCUGGCGAGCUACCUCUUGUGAGUCAUGACUACGGUAGCUCCGAAGGGUGGAUCGCUGCUAACGUUACGCCGAGAUUGUCUCCAGAGGAAGCUACGUUCGCUGUGGUUCCGAAUCUCGGUUACUUCGAGUUUCUCCCUGUGUCUGAAACAGGGGAGGAACCGGUUGGUUUAACUGAAGUUAAAAUAGGACAAGAGUACGAGGUUGUUAUAACAAACUAUGCAGGUUUGUAUAGAUACAAGCUUGGAGAUGUGGUGAAGAUCGUUGGUUUCUACAACAAGACUCCUCAACUCAAGUUCAUAUGCAGGAGGAACCUGAUCCUCUCGAUCAACAUCGACAAGAACACUGAAAGAGACCUUAGCUUUCGGUAGAAUUCAGCAGCGAAGAGACUCUCAGAAGAGAAGAUCGAAGUUAUCGAUUUCUCGAGCCACGUUGAUGUAACUACAGAGCCGGGACACUACGUUAUAUUCUGGGAGGUUUCUGGUGAGACAAACGGAGAUGUUCUUCAAGAUUGCUGCAACUGUUUAGACAGAGGGUUCAUUGAUGCUGGGUAUAUGAGUUCUAGAAAGUGUAAGACUAUUGGAGCUUUAGAGCUGAGAGUUGUCGAGAGAGGAACUUUCAGGAAGGUUCAAGAACAUUUUCUGGGACUUGGUUCAUCGGCUGGACAGUUUAAGAUGCCAAGAUGUGUGAAGCCAAGUAAUGGUAAGGUUCUGCAGAUUCUGUGUGAGAAUGUGGUGAGUAGGUUCUUUAGUACAGCUUUUGACUGAGUAUUGUGAAAUCAUAAAAUGUGGUUUUCUAUUUGUCUUUAUUGUUAAUAGAUAUAGUUUACUUUUUGUUAUUUAAUUCAGCAUGAAAAAAACCUUUUUAACUUUUAUAAAUAGAAAUAUGAAUGGAUCACAGUGGUUCUACUUA